Messenger RNA from Vitrella brassicaformis, 2086 nucleotides. The record is from the annotation of a GenBank genome assembly. NCBI's taxonomy places the organism in Eukaryota, Vitrellaceae.
CUGUCGUUGUGUUCGCCUUCCCCGCCCUCUUCACUCUCUCUCACCCAUCUGCUUUGCCCCUUUCGGCAGAUCUGACGGCGAUGCAGCACAACCACCAGCAGGCCGACCAGCAGCAGGCCGACCAGCAGCAGGAGCAGCCCGACCAGAAUCAGGAACAGCAUCCCUUCGUGUACAUCUUUGUCGGCCGCCGCACCUUCUACCUUCUCAGCCUCAAUGACAUCUUGAGGCUGAGGAAGAUCUGCAGAUGGCUCCGAGAGCUCUUCAGAGCGCUUCAGCUGCGGCAGCGACUCAGCCAUUCGCUCUGCACACAGGCGGGGCUGCGGCGGACGGCCAGCGGACAGCAGCUCCUGACAUUCGACGAGCAGCAGAUGGGCGUGAGUGACCUGCUGGCGGCGCUGUGUGUGACGGAGGAGGGCGGCUGGAGAGAGAUGAGCGAGGCGGUCGAGCUGGCGGGGCAGUGCGGCCGCUGCCAGCUGCCUGUGAGGCUCACGGCGACCGAUCUGCACCGAUACCCAAACAAGACGGUACGCCAACCGAGGGAGGGAGGGAGGGAGGCAGAGACAAUGGCUCUCAAUGGGUGUGUCUGGGGUGUGUGUGCAGGCGUAUUUGGCCGAUCCCCGUGUGUUGGCUCAUCUCAAGAUGGUCGGCCCCCACAUCGACUUCGGCAACGGCGUGACCUUCCAGCUGUUCCACCACGGCAACACACUGCGGGCCAUCAAGGACCAAGAGGGCUUCGAACUGACCAUCGACCCGCCCCUUCCUCCCAACCACCCCUACCAGCAGCACCGACAGCAGCACGACCCGCCCGUCCGCAACAGGAUCACAUUUGUCCUGGCCUUGGGCUGGCACAUGAGUUUGUCCAGGCCUCGGGACUACUCAUCUGUGUCGUCGUAUGUCAAGAGCAUCGUCAUCGACCACUUCAGGGGGACUCACCAGAUCAACUUCACUAGGCGUACUAUCGACAGGUGAGGCGGGGCAUCACUCUGUGUGUACUUUGCCACGACAGACGAGUGUGUAUGUUAUGUGUGUGUCUGUCAGGAAUGUCGACAACAACCGGUUGGACACCAUCGUGAUACAGUCCCCCCACACACCAGUGGAGGGAUGCACCACCACUGCAUCAUACCGCUGCACUGACGGCUUUCGUCGUCGUCGUCUCAUCCUGACCGACGCCGGCCACCCGUUUGUCGCAUGGAUCUACAUCAUGGAAGCCUCCUUCCACAACUUCGGUCAGCCCAGCACGGCACAGCCCAUGCGCACAGACACAAAGCGCUCAUUCUCAACUGCUGUGCUCUCUUGUCAUUCUUUGCAGUGCAUGCAUGGGUCUGCACGACCGAGCCGGCUGUGUCUGGUGUGGGUGAUGCCUUCAAGGACCGCUUCCCUCAGACCACUCGGCUGGCGCGUGUGGUGUUGGGGGCCAUCAUCUCAGCCAUCCUGUUUGACCGAUAGACAGCUGAGGUGUGUUUGCAUCAAACACGACAGACACGAGCAGAUGAUGAGCACACGACGUACGCAAUGCUGUCUGUGCGCUUCCAUGUGUGUGUCAGGUUGGUCGAUGUGUGUCUGGUUGGUAUGGCCAGAUGGUGUGCUGACUCAACCACUGUCUCCUUCGGGGCUGCUAGGGGGUGGGCGGUCGAUCGACGGCCAUGGCGGUUUGAAUCAUAGCUUCGUUUUUCGCUAAUGACCCUUAGUUGCUGAUUACUUAAUUGUUGAUAAGUGACCCGUGUUGUUUCUGUCUGUGUUGCGGCCGCGAUGUUUUUAGUCUGUUACCGAGACCGGUCUUAGUCGUGGCAGGCGGGAUUCCUCAGUCGGUCGGUGGCGUUUUUGGUGUGUCUCUCUCUCUCAUUGACGCCCAUCCAUCCGCUCACACACGCGCCCCCAUUCAUGUUUGGCUCUCACUGCCAGACAUGAGAGGCUGUCUUCUCUUCUCUUCAUUCUCCUUGAAAACACACAGACAGACAUCUCAUAGAUAUCUCAUGCUUCCAUAUUCGAUUGUAUGUCUCCAUGGUAUGUGGGUGAGUGCCAACUAAUUAAGUGUUUGUGCAGAUGGCUGCGGGUUGAGUGAAAUGCCUACGGAUGUGUGAGAGAG